This is a messenger RNA of Psammomys obesus (fat sand rat), 1530 nucleotides long. It is a transcript of the gene Bet1l, whose product is annotated as Bet1 golgi vesicular membrane trafficking protein like. The record is from RefSeq and is a predicted model, not a curated record. Bases 114 to 449 code for a protein of 111 amino acids. Gene Ontology annotation, biological process: regulation of retrograde vesicle-mediated transport, Golgi to ER; retrograde transport, endosome to Golgi. Lineage: Eukaryota; Metazoa; Chordata; Mammalia; Rodentia; Muridae. The transcript has 4 exons. Gene Ontology annotation, molecular function: SNAP receptor activity. Gene Ontology annotation, cellular component: Golgi trans cisterna; SNARE complex.
CAGACCGUUCUCCCGGAAGUCCACUCGAGGCGGAACCGGAAGACCUUUUCGGGUACUGGUGCCACGUCCGUCGCUGUUUUGCCGAGUCCCUGAGUGGCACCUUGGAGGGCGCGAUGGCAGAUUGGACGCGCACUCAGAGCUCGGGUGCUGUGGAGGAGAUUCUAGACCGAGAGAACAAGCGGAUGGCCGACAGCCUGGCUUCCAAGGUUACCAGGCUCAAAUCGCUGGCCUUGGACAUAGAUCGGGACACAGAUGACCAGAAUCGAUACCUAGAUGGCAUGGACUCAGAUUUCUCCAGCGUGACUGGCCUCCUCACAGGGAGUGUGAAGCGCUUUUCCACAGUGGCACGAUCCGGGCGAGACAACCGGAAGCUUCUGUGUGGUAUGGCUUUGGUCUUAAUUGUGGCCUUCUUCAUCCUCUCCUACCUCUUGUCGAGGACAAGGACGUGAGCUGAUGGUGCCAAAGGGCAGCCAGGCUUUUCUACACCUGGUAUCCUGGUUUCCUGAGGACCUGAAAACAAAAAAAUAUUCCUUUGAAGCUAUCAUCAUGGGUCAUUCAUCUUCCUAAGUCAGGAUAACUACAGCUGCUUCUGUCGUAAUGAGCUCAUGUUGGCUUGUCCUGUGUAUGAAGGAGGAAGAAAGAAGCAAAACCCAAUCCUACUCCCUGGUGCUAAAGACACAGAAGAGCCAGAACCACAUUGUAUGAGAAUGAGCCAGGUCUAAGCAAAGCAUCUGUGAGUCCUGAAUGCACCCACUGGGGCCAACAGCCACACUCCUCAGAAGCCGAUAGCCUAAGGGUCUUCUGUCCGGCCCUAACUUGUAUAUGCCUGGCUUAGACCGUCUCUGUGUUCUUGAGGAGUCUUGAGCUGACACCAAACAGGAUAUGGCCAUGAGCUCUCUCCACAUUAUGGUCAUCAGGAUGGACAUGGCAUUGACUCCAGGUAGAGGCUGCUAAUUCGGAAUGGACCUGUGCUAGCCAAGAGUCAAGGAUGUACCCACCAGUCGCUAGUAGGAAAGAGGCAAAGCUGUGGAUAGAGGCGUGACUGCAGCCCUUGCUAGAGGCACUGGACUAAGCUCCUCCUGGGCCUCAAGACCGCGUGUCCAGGAGCAGAGAUGUAUGUCCUUGGGACUGAGAAUCUUCCUAGUGCCAAAGAUGUAUCCAAUCCAUCCCCAGGCAAACAGACUGAGAAUAGUACAGUGUGGCUUUUCAGAGUCAGGCAGUACUGGAGUGAUCUCUGCUGGGGAUCUUUAUGGGGCUGGAGGCCACCUAUGAAAGCGUUUGUGUAGCGGGAACUUUUAACCUUGAACCGAACCUGACUAUAUAGCGAGUCUCCCUCAGUGUGGGGGAAGAUUGUUACAUAAUUCCACAGACUUGCCUGUUUUCCUGGCCUUCCCUUCCUCCUUGGCCAGUCCCAUUUGCACACAAACUGACCCUUCCUCCUUGGCCAGUCCCAUUUGCACACAAACUGGCCAACAGUUUAUAAGGGCCUAGCACUUUUUGUCUUCACGUAAAAUAUCUUUAAGAAAUGAA